Messenger RNA from Alosa alosa (allis shad), 7935 nucleotides. RefSeq names its product low density lipoprotein receptor-related protein 5 (gene lrp5). The record is from RefSeq and is a predicted model, not a curated record. NCBI's taxonomy places the organism in Eukaryota, Metazoa, Chordata, Actinopteri, Clupeiformes, Clupeidae. Gene Ontology annotation, molecular function: protein binding.
CUGUUUUGUGUUCAUAAUGGAACUUAACAGAGGCAUUUUUAAGGUUUUAGGCUUUAAACUCGAAUCUUUACUACGUGCACGGUGAACGCAAUAGGUGAAGCGCGCUGCCCAUACAAACCUAUGUGGUGACGUCAGCCAGUUUCCGCUGUCAUUCCCCUCUGUGCCUCUCCGCUAUCAGAAUAGCUGCGUGAAUAAAAGUGUCGAUUGAGCCACCCUUUCGGAUUUAAACUUUACUUUUGGCCAAAUAACUCGAAGAAUGGAGUUGGACUUAUGGAAUUAAAGCUGGGUGCGCUUGCAAUGGAGGUUUUGUUGCUGAAAUUACUCCUUUACAGUAGCUGGUUCGUGGUCCAUGGUUCCCCCUUGCUGCUCUUUGCUAACCGCCGAGAUGUGCGUCUGGUGGACGUGGAGGCUGUGCGAGCGGAGUCUGCGGUAGUGGUCAGUGACCUGGAGGAUGCGGCGGCUGUGGACUUCCUCUACUCGGAGGGUCUGAUCUUUUGGACGGACGUCAGUGAGGAGGCCAUCAAGCAGACCUACUACAAUCAGUCUAGUAACUCAGUAAAAGAGGCAACAUUGGGCACGGGUCAAAAGGUGGUGGUGUCGGGCCUCGAAUCACCCGAUGGACUGGCAUGUGAUUGGCUGGGACGCAAACUCUACUGGACGGACUCUGAGACAAACCGCAUCGAGGUGGCUAACCUGGAUGGCACGCAGCGGAAGGUGUUGUUUUGGCAGGACCUGGACCAGCCCCGGGCCAUCGCCCUGGACCCAGCCCACCGGUACAUGUACUGGACAGAUUGGGGCGAGGAGCCGCGCAUCGAAAGAGCAGGGAUGGACGGCAGCAGCCGGAAGAUCAUCGUUGAGGUGAACAUCUACUGGCCCAACGGACUCACCAUUGACCUAGACGAGGAGAAACUUUACUGGGCAGAUGCCAAGCUCAGCUUCAUCCACCGCGCCAACCUGGAUGGCUCUGCACGGGAGACUGUGGUGGAGGGCACCCUGACCCAUCCGUUUGCCCUCACGCUCUCUGAUGAGACACUGUACUGGACGGACUGGCAGACACGCUCCAUUCACGCCUGUAACAAGCACUCCGGGGACAAGCGCCGAGAAAUUCUCAAUGGCAUUCACUCACCCAUGGACAUCCAGGUCCUUGCCCAACAAAGACAGCCAAACUUUCAAACCCCCUGCAGUAAUGGGAAUGGCGGCUGCUCCCACCUUUGCCUGCUCUCCCCCCUGCAGCCGUUUCACAGCUGCGCCUGCCCCACUGGAGUCAAGCUCAAAGACGACGGCAAGACGUGUCGACCAGGCGCUGAGGAGGUCCUGCUGUUAGCACGGCGCACAGACCUUCGCCGCAUCUCUCUGGACCUGCCAGACUUCACUGACAUUGUGCUGCAGGUCAGUGACAUCCGCCACGCCAUUGCCAUCGACUAUGACCCUGUAGAUGGCCACGUGUACUGGACGGACGAUGAGGUCAAAGCCAUCCGCCGUGCCCGCAUUGAUGGCAGUGAGGCCCAGACACUGGUAACCACGGAGAUCAACCACCCGGAUGGUAUCGCGGUGGAUUGGGUGGCCCGCAACCUGUACUGGACAGACACGGGCACGGACCGAAUUGAAGUGACCCGGCUUAAUGGGACCUCACGGCGCAUUCUGAUCUCCGAGAACCUGGAGGAACCACGGGCCAUUGUGCUAGACCCCGUCAAUGGUUACAUGUACUGGACUGACUGGGGUGAGAAGCCCAAAAUCGAGCGUGCGAACCUUGAUGGAAGUGAGCGCCUCAUUCUUCUGAAUACCUCCUUGGGCUGGCCCAACGGUCUGGCCAUCGACUACACUGCAGGCAAGCUGUACUGGGGGGAUGCAAAGACUGAUAAGAUUGAGGUGAUCAACAUCGACGGCACAGGGAGAGUGACCCUGCUAGAGGACAAGCUGCCGCACAUCUUCGGCUUCACACUGCUCGGCGACCACAUCUACUGGACAGACUGGCAGCGGCGGAGCAUCGAGCGCGUCCACAAGCACACAGCCGAGCGUGAGAUCAUCAUCGACCAGCUGCCUGACCUCAUGGGCCUCAAGGCCACCAAAGUCACCGAAACAUUUGGAACCAAUGGAUGUGCGGAGAGCAAUGGCGGCUGCAGCCACCUGUGUUUCCACCGUCCGCAGGGCCUGCGCUGUGCCUGCCCCAUGGGCUUGGAGCUGCUGAGUGACCUGCGCACCUGCGUGGUGCCCGAGGCCUUCCUGCUCUUCACCAACCGCGCCGACAUCCGCAGCAUCUCGCUGGGCACCAACAGCAACGACGUGGCCAUCCCACUCACCGGCGUCAAGGAGGCCUCUGCCCUGGACUUUGACGUGGCCGAGAACCGCAUCUACUGGACCGAUGUCAGCACUAAGACCAUAAGCAGAGCCUUCAUGAAUGGCUCCUCAGUGGAACACGUGAUUGAGUUCGGUCUGGACUACCCUGAGGGCAUGGCUGUGGACUGGAUGGGCCGGAAUGUCUACUGGGCCGACACUGGCACCAACCGCAUCGAGGUGGCCCGUCUCGAUGGCCAGUACCGGCAGGUUCUGGUCUGCAAAGAUUUAGACAACCCACGUUCCCUUGCCCUGGACCCAGCUAAUGGCUACAUGUACUGGACGGAGUGGGGUGGCAGGCCGAAGAUUGCCAGGGCACACAUGGAUGGGAGCAACAUUGUGACUCUGGUGGAUAAAGUGGGCCGCGCCAAUGGCCUCACUAUCGACUACAUCGACCAGCGGCUCUACUGGACUGACCUGGACACCUGCAUGAUUGAGUCCAGUAACAUGCUGGGUGAGGAUAGGGAGAUAGUGGCUGAUGACCUGCCGCAUCCCUUUGGCCUGACACAGUACAGCGACUACAUCUACUGGACGGACUGGAACCUGCGCAGCAUCGAGCGGGCCGACAAGCGCAGCGGCCUGAACCGCACUGUGGUGCAGCACCACCUGGAGUACGGCAUGGACAUUCGGGUGUUCCACUCCUCGCGGCAGGACGGCUCUAACGAGUGCUCGCAGAACAACGGCCUCUGUGGUCACCUGUGUCUGGCCUCGCCCUCCGGGGCGCAGUGCCGCUGUGCCUCGCACUACACUCUCGAGUCCAACGGCCACAACUGCACAUCUCCCUCCAGCUUCCUGCUCUUCAGCCAGAAGGCGUCCAUCAGCCGCAUGGUGCUGGGGGAGCAGAGCCCUGACAUCAUCCUGCCCAUCCACGUGCAGCGCAGCGUCCGGGCCAUCAGCUACGACCCGCUGGAGCACCUGGUGUACUGGGUGGACGGCCGCGGGAACAUCAGACGGGCACGUGAUGACGGAACCCAGUCGUUCUCCGUGGUGUCCACCACGCCCGUCUCCCACCAGGCGGACACGAUCAAGCUGCCCCACGAUCUGAGCCUGGACCCUUACAGCCGCACCGUCUACUGGACCUGUGAGACCACCAACACCAUCAACAUCCAGCGGAUGGACGGGAGCUCCGUGGGCAUGGUCCUCCGAGACGAUGUGGACAAGCCCCGUGCCAUUGUGGUCAACGCUGAGAAAGGGUACAUGUACUUCACCACAGUGCAGGAUCGCUCUGCCAAAAUUGAGGGUGCGUCUCUGGACGGCACGGAGCGAGAGUCACUCUUCACUACCAGCCUGAUUAGGCCAGUGGCCCUGGCCCUUGACAACAAGCUGGGCAAGCUCUUCUGGGUGGACGCCGACCUGAAACGCAUCGAAAGCAGUGACCUAUCAGGAGCCAAUCGGAUUGUCCUUCAGGACUCCAGUAUGUUCCAGCCUGUGGGUCUCACUGUGCUGGGAGACCACUUGUACUGGAUCGACCGACAGCAUCAGAUGAUCGAGCGCGUCGACAAGCUGACGGGAGAGAAGCGGACCCGCAUCCAGGGACGGAUCGUCUACCUCACCGGCAUUCACGCAGUGGAGGACAUUGACCCAGAUGAGCUUGCGGCCCACCCUUGUUCCCGUGAUAAUGGUGGCUGUUCCCACAUCUGUAUCGCCAAGGGUGAUGGAACACCACGUUGCUCCUGCCCUAUGCACCUUGUGCUGCUGCAGAAUCUUCUUACCUGUGGAGAGCCCCCUACCUGCUCCACGGAGCAGUUCACAUGUGCCACCGGAGACAUCGACUGCAUCCCCAUGGCGUGGCGCUGCGAUGGCUUCGCUGAGUGCGACGACAGCAGUGACGAGGAGAACUGUCCCGUCUGCUCGGCCCUCCAGUUCCAGUGCGAUAAGGGCCAGUGCAUCAGCGCCCAGCUGCGCUGCAACGGCGAGCCCGACUGCGCAGACAACUCCGAUGAGCAGGAGUGUGAAACCAUCUGCCAGCCCAACCAGUUCCGCUGCAGUAACAGUCAGUGCAUCCUGAAGAAGCAGCAGUGUGACUCCUACUCAGACUGUGCUGACAACUCUGACGAGAUGUACUGCGAUUCAGAUUUCAUCCCCCCGCCUGGUGAGGACCUUCCUACCCACAACAAAACAGUGGGCAAGGUCAUCGGCAUCAUCCUGACUGUGUUUGUGCUGGGCGGCAUGUACUUCGUCUGCCAGAGGAUGGUGUGUCGCUGCUACAAGGGGCCGAACGGGGCCUUCCCUCACGAGUACAUCAGUGGAACACCCCAUGUGCCGCUCAACUUCAUCGCCCCGACCAACUCCCAGCACGGCACCUUCACAGGGAUCUCGUGUGGGAAAUCCAUGAUGAGCUCGGUGAGCCUUAUGGGCAGCAGCAGCAGUGGCGCACCCCUCUACGACAGGAACCACGUCACCGGGGCCUCGUCCAGCAGCUCGUCCAGCACCAAGGGAGCCUUCUACCCCCAGAUUCUCAACCCCCCUCCCUCACCAGCUACAGACCGCUCGCUUUACAAUGCGGAGAUCUUCUAUUCUUCAAACAGUCCCUCCACAACCAGAUCUUACAGACCCUACAUGAUGCGAGGCAUGGCCCCGCCCACCACGCCGUGCAGCACGGACGUGUGCGACAGCGACUACACCACCAGCCGCUGGAAGAGCAACAAAUACUACAUGGACCUCAACUCAGACUCUGACCCCUACCCCCCUCCCCCUACACCUCGCAGCCAGUACCUGUCUGCGGAGGAGAGCUGUCCGCCGUCCCCCUCCACCGAGCGCAGCUACUUCCACCUGUGCCCCCCGCCGCCCUCGCCCUGCACAGACUCCUCAUGACACCCAGCCACGGGGGCAGGGCGGGAACUGAACAAAUGAACUAACUAACUAACAAAGCCAUCAAUCUGUACAUAAGGUUUUUUUUUUUUUUUUCAUUUUGGACAAGAAAAUAGUGGAAAGAGAGAAAGCAAUCCCAUCGCCUCCAAUCUUACUCUUGUUGUGGCUGCAUGACCAUGGACAAAAGGGUCUGCAAGAUAUCAUACCAUAACCAUGGAGGGAGAAACAUGGACAGAUGACUGAAUGGGACCGGGGGAGUAGUACAGCACAACCCAGCAUACAGCCCAGGGGCCUCAUUACAGAAAAAUAUCCUAACUGCUUGUCCUCUCUUAACUUAAGCUUCAAAGACAUCUUAAACAAAAGUAUAUUAAUGAAUAAUAAAUCAAUAAUAGUCUAAUAUGAUUUGUUAUAAAUGUUUUAAAACACAUAGCUUACACAUUUCAUAUUGCUUGUCCAAGUUUUCACUUAAUUAACCUAUUUAGUGGAAUAUGCUUUAUCGUGUCCCUAACUGUCAUCUUACUAGGCAACAACCUAACAAGACUGUUGCAGUUGUUUUGAAUUUAGGACAGAGUCUGUGUCAUCCUAAAUUAGGAUUCCUAAAUUAGGAAAUUCUUGAGUUAGGAUGGUUCUGUAAUGGCCAAAUUUUCCUAAAUGCAGUUAGGAAACAUGCUUCUGUAAUACCAAAAAUCCUAAAUGCCAUUCUAAACUGAGAUAAGAUAGGAUUUCAGAGUUAGGAAGUUUCUGUAAUGAGGCUCCAGCUCUGAAUGGGAGUUAGAAAAUCAAUAUGUACAGCUGAAAAAUGUGGACCUACGUAUAUUUUAAUUUUGCCUUCAAUCAACUCAAGAAAACAGAGUGAUAAUUAGGUGAUUUUUUUUUUCAGGAAAUUCCAAUGAAUUUGGCUCUUAAAAACUGGACAAAUGUCAAGCCUAGUAAUAUAACAAGGUCUCUACUUAUAGAAAUACUUGUUAUCCAGAUAUUAAAUUAUUCAUCAACUGUCCAAAUUAAUCUAAAAUACCAAAAUUAUUUUUAAGAUAUUGUAAAUAUGUGUAAUUAAGUAUAUAAUAUUUUUGUUAUGGCCACAGGAAUUUGUUUUGGUAUGUGAAUAUAAAAUGUACCCGAGCAUAUGGUUUGGUUUUAUUGAGUUUACCAAAAGUGUGUUUGCUGCUAUUGUACAUAUAUCCUAUGAAUAGUGAUUACAACAUUUGUCAAAAACUUUGCUUCUGCAUUUGAGAAUAGAUAUGGUAAUGAAAAUGUUAAAUGUAAUGUUAUUAAUCUCAUAUUUCAGAUUUGGGUUGUAUAGAUUAUAUGAAUACACAUGUGAAUUACUUUCUUACUUUGAAGGAGUCCAAAUGAUGGUUCUGUAAGGAUCUCAGUUAUGACUUGGCUGAGAUCCUGCCAUUACUGUGUUAUACCAUUAAUGUUUUAGCAGUGUCUAUUUGCCCCCGAGUUAGUACAGCAAAGUAUCCAAGGCAAAUAUUCCAUCUGAUCGCAUUUGUUUUUGGAUACUUUUAGAUACACAAUUGAGCCUUUUCUUGAAAAUUGGAUUGAAGCAUGGGUUUGCACUGAUGCAGUUAAAUAAUUGUAUUGCCAGACCAAUUUGCCAAAAAGAAAGAAAACCACUUUUAUCACACACUAUUUUAAUGGUUUUGCUUCCUUAACGGACUACAGUCCUGACAUUGUUUAUGAGUUCAGACUGAGUCAAGAAAUUGCUCAGAAUAUGUAGAUGUAUUGAACCUGGAAAGGCUGACUGCUCAACAGAACCUAAGCUAAUUGUCUGUCCACAAUAAGCCAGUAAUUGUAGAUGUUGAUUAUUUUUACAGCCUUCAUCUUUCAUUUCUUUGUGUUGCCAAAUCUUCAUGGAGGCAGCGGGAGGCAGCUGCUUCCUAGGUUUUAAGUGGUCUAAAAAGAGCAUGUUUGUGAGUCUGGUCCAUGUCUUACUUAAGCCCUUUCUGUCAUGUGUUCUUUGUACUAUUCAAAUUGAGAGUGUGGUAUGUGAUGCAAAGUUUAAGUGUUUCAUUGUAAAAUCCAGCUUUUAGGUGGAACAUGUGAUCAAGCAUGUUCAGCCAACACUAAGCACUUACAAAAAAAAGAAAGCGUCCUUUUCAGUUAUUUUGAUUGUAGAUGUGUGUGUGUGUGUGUGUGUGUGUGUGUGUGAGUGAGAGAGAGAGAGAGAGAGAGAGAAUGUGAAUGAGUGUAUAUUCUGAAAAAGCUACUUGCAGAAGUAGAGCCAUGUAGAAAUGUUCCUCUAACCAGACCUCCAUUUUAGCUGAAGCUUUUUUGCUUCUUUUAUGAUUAAUGAUUUCACUUGUGCAAGUAUCCAAUAAAUCCAUAAAUCUCUGCUGCUCACGGGGACAAAUAAAAGAAAGAAAGAUUUUUUUAAUUCAUGGUUUGUCUAUAGUAAAUGCUGAGGUAAAAAUAAAAUAAUGUAAGUAAAAGAUUAUGCUGCUUGUAGUAAAAUCGGCAACCUGUUAACAUGGAUUUCUCUAAAAAAAAAUAAAAAAAAAGUGAUGUUCUCAGCCUGUACCUGGAUAUCAGCCAUCACUCUUGCCUGUGGCACAGUCUGUGAGGAUGGUAUAUGGACAGUUGAAGCAUGUCCAUUGUGAAAAGGAGGUUCCUCAACCUUGCCAUGCUGAAAUGGACCUUUCUAUUAACAAAACCGUGGGAGACAAUUCCACCCCCAACGCAUUAACACUCUGUGUCUUGGUCUUUGUAAAGCCUCAUAUAGAUUACUCUCGUGACAAUUUUUGUAUCAAAAGCAUUUUUAUAUAUUAAAGGUUCUAUUUUAAAGAA